AUGGCCCGAAAUAAACGUUACUCCUGGGUGAGCGCACGGGCAGUUCUGCGCCGUGGCGCUUCUCGAAGCUGUGUCGGCAGCGUCGGUGGCAUCUCAGCCUGGAGCGGAGCGUCGCCCUUCCAGGAUGAUGCCACGACUGAUGGAGAGAUUCCGGAUAAAUAUGCUCGGAAUCCCAGGCAUACUAGAUGGGGGUCCUUUAGGUCAGACAUUGACAGUAAGCUUGGAGCGGUCCCAUACAGGCUUGGCAGGGGCGCUGACAUAGAAGCAGCUGUCGAGUCUCUGAGCAGGGACUUGACGGCUGCAUAUGAGGAAAACUGCCCGUUACGCAAAGUACAAGGCUGGAGUCACGUCACGACAAUGCUGUCUGAUGCAGAAAGUGAAAUUGAAGAAGAAGUUUUACUUCUGUUUGCUAUUAUUGAAGACAAAGAGGAACAUGAGAGGCACCGAUCAACAGCGGAAGUGAAUUUUAUAAUUACAAGGGUUUCUUCAGUAUUGUUGGCAGUUGUUGAUGCGAAAUAUAACUUUUUGUACGUAAACAUUGGAUGUCAAGGAAGAAUAUCCGAUGGAGGGGUCUUCAACAACUGUGAAUUGAACGAAAAAAUACAAAAUAAUGCACUGAACAUUCCUGAGCCCACUGCCUUGCCACCAAGAACGGAAGAAGUUCCAUUUUACUUUGUUGGAGAUGAAGCUUUUGCUCUAUCCGAAAAUAUGAUGAAAGUAUAUUCAGGAUAUCAGAGCUCGUAG
Acanthoscelides obtectus is the source of this 744-nucleotide messenger RNA. Lineage: Eukaryota; Metazoa; Arthropoda; Insecta; Coleoptera; Chrysomelidae. The record is from the annotation of a GenBank genome assembly.